Biomphalaria glabrata is the source of this 1651-nucleotide messenger RNA. RefSeq lists its product as uncharacterized. Lineage: Eukaryota; Metazoa; Mollusca; Gastropoda; Planorbidae. The record is from RefSeq and is a predicted model, not a curated record. The transcript has 7 exons. The coding region runs from base 447 to 1175 and encodes 242 amino acids.
AAAACAAGACGCUUUUCUUAUCACAGUAGGAAUAGGAAGUAUUAUAUAGACGUCUAGUGUUAGAGGACAUUCGACGGUUCCUAUAUUGAGUAUUAAAAGUGUUUGUUGUUCAACACUAGCGUCGACUCCCUUUAUCGAUUGAUGGCUUUUCGUCGGUGUUCCUGUUCCAGCAUUGAGUUCGGUGUUACCUCCAUUUGAAUUUGGUUGUAUUUCAAGUACUAGACACCGCGGAAGCGCUUAAAAAAUAGCAUACAAUUCCAUACGGAAGUUGUUUCAAGUGUAACAUGGCUAUUUGGAUGAUUUGUAACAGUAUGUUGCUUUCCGUAGUAAAAAGAGUCACCCCCAAUUAGGAAAGUUAUCACUAAGAAAUUGUUAGGCUAGAUGGUGAUAGUAAUACCUUUAGAUCACAUUGAUAUUAAAAGUGCAAAGGAACGUAUACUCCUAGUAUGUUUCCUAUUAUUUUAUUCAGUCUCGGAAUGUUCACUUCAUUCAUAGGAACAACAGUUGGUGGUAAUGUCACUGUAUCAAAAUACACCGAUUUUAAGUCAUUCAAUAUCCAACUGAGGAUGUCAGCAAUAGAAGAAACAGUGUUUGAGCCAUCUGUCAUUUCGUGUGGACUACGAUGUUUUAAUUGUGUCAGACAAUGUAACAGCUUCAUCUACGACACUUCAUCCAGAUCUUGUACAACAGGAUCUCUUUUAAGUUCCAUGGAAGCUUUCAGCUCAACGCCCGGAGAGCAAUUUUUCAUCAAAGGAAUCUACUGUGAUAAUAGCGUUGUCAACUUUACACUGCGAUCAUAUGCUGACACAAGUAUCUGCAUGUUUAUACCCAGUGAAUCAACAAACUAUGACUCUGCUAGACAAGCGUGUGUAGCUCUAGGCGCUACACUAUAUACAGCCAAGGUCUGGGCAAAACUGAAUAUUCUGCUAGACGUUCUGAAGGAUGACCCUGCACCAUUCUGGAUAGGUCUCGAUGACAUUAAAGUAGAAGGGGAAUUUAGAUGGGUGGAUGACAAUUCUGUUUUAAAACUAUGGUCUCUUUUUGCACCAGGUCAACCAAAUAAUUAUUUAAAUCAAGAUUGUAUCUGCUACGCCACAGAAAUCAGAGGAUUAAAUGAUCGUUCGUGCACUGAUGUUAUCAGAUACAUAUGUGAGAAGAUUCCACUCAUUGUAUAAGUAAUCUCGAAUUCCAGAACGCUCGAGUUCAGACUGAGGCCCGAGGACAACGACACAUUUCUUCUCUUUACCACAUCAGACGUACAGGAUUAGGCCUAAUAUCUAUUACUGAUUGUAUUGCUUGGUCUAAUGACAAAAAUUUGGAACAAAAAGUGCCUGAAAAAGAAAGAUCUAGCUUCUUACCAAAGGUGUUACAGCUUGCUAAUAAUUCCUUUAAAAAAGUGUAAAUUAUUGAGUUGUGUCCAUAUACAUAGAACUUUGGUGAGUACUGACAUUACAUCUUGUAAGACAAUCUUUUGUUUGUAUCACUUCUUUUGAUAUCUUGCAUGCGAGUUAAAAUAAAACAUUCUCAAUAAAGCAGCAGCUGUUCAAUAUUUCGUGUAAAGGUUAAAGGUAUCUGAAGGAAAGAAUUAAUCAGUAUUGUAGAUUAGAAUUAUUUUCCUCUAAUAUUCUUUGAAUAAUAAAGUCUUGGUGGC